AUAUUCAUUUAUUGACUGAAAUUAAUUAAAUUGACUAAGAUUAAUUCUACAUUCACUUGAUUUAAUUUUUAAUAAAACAAUAUGAAUAAUCCUGUUUUUGUGGUUAUUGUUUUCGCCUUCUUAAAACUUAAUUUUGCGUGGGGCACUGCUGGAGAAAUCCCAUACUGUCAUUAUCAGCUAGAAGAAAAAACUGUCGCCUUUAAUGAUUCGACUGUAAAUGUUACAAUUCCUGGGAAACAGUUGAUUGUAUCUCUCUGUGCCACAAGUAUUAAGGACACAUGUAAAGAUGAAGUUUCUGCUUGUAUAAUUGAUGAAAUACAUCCCCAAGAAUCAAUAUAUAAUUUGGGAGAAUAUUUCGUAUUUACAAAAGAUCAAAAUGGAAAUCACAUUUUAAAGUCUAUCAAUGGGCAUAGAUGUAAACAGGCUGCAAAUAAAAACUAUAGUCUUGUAAUUCAUCUUGACUGUGAUGAUUUACUUAAGAAUGGACCUAUGUUUUUGAGUAUGCAACGGUGCGAAUAUCAUAUAAGGAUGUUGCAUCCUGCAUGCUCACCAAGAUGUACUAUUAAAGUUGGUGUAGGCAGUAAUUAUCUCCUAGAUUUGCAAAAUUUAGAAAACCUUGGUGACAUUAAGGUAUCUAAUACAAAUGUAACAUUUUAUGUAAGUCUUUGUGGUCCAGCUACAAAUUGUGGAAAUUCUUAUCCUGAAUAUAUGGCAUGUGAAUUACAAAAUAAUGUGAUUCAUCCAAUUGCAAAUCUUGAAACACAACAUGUAAAUUAUAAUGAUAAUUCAGGUGUACUUUCUGUACGUGGUCGAACAGGAGGAGCUAAAUCUAAUAGGAAGUAUGCUGAAUUGCUUCUCAAAUGUAAUUGGGAAGAAACAAAUGUCGCAGCUGAAUUCCAAAAAAUUUAUCAUGGAAAUAAAUACACUUUUCAGUUAGAAUCCCGUCAUUUUUGUUUUAAACUUCCAUCAGAGUGUUUGGUAACAAAUAGGCAAUAUUUGUAUGAUAUUACCAACCUGAGCAACCAUGGCAGAAAUGGAUGGUUAGUUAAUGGCCUUUCUACGAAUUUUAUUAUUUAUAUUAAUGUUUGUGGACCAUUGCAAAACAACGUUGGAAAAUGUAAAGAAGAACUAAGCAUGUUGGAGAUUUGGAAAUUUGGCGGUAGGGGUUCAUCUUCGAUUCCAUAAUAAUUUUAGCUGUCGGUCACUUUCGGUUAUUCCGACAGUUAAUACCAAUUUCGUUAUUUGAUACUUAGUAUAAAGCAACUUUACUAAAAAAAAUGGUUUUUCAUUGUCUAACUCAAAGUUGCAUAUUUUUUAUAUUAUGCAAGUUGAAGUAUUGAUAUUUGGAAGGAAGAUAAGGAGAUACUUAUCAUUUACUACAGCUACGGUAAAAGUUGUUUAGUAUUAUACAGGGUGGUGAAAUUUAAAGCCAAACUUGGGUAACUUCAAAUUGUCAAAAUUCCUCUCCCAGGCGAUGCGAGGAUUUCAGAAGACCAAAAAUGUCUUUUAUGCCUGUAAAAAAUGUCUUCUCUGGUAAAUUUUUAUUCGUCGGUCAUUAUAUUUUGCACUUACUAUAAUUUA
Messenger RNA from Agrilus planipennis (emerald ash borer), 1581 nucleotides. RefSeq lists its product as uncharacterized. The record is from RefSeq and is a predicted model, not a curated record. Gene Ontology annotation, molecular function: D-mannose binding; signaling receptor activity. The transcript has 5 exons. Lineage: Eukaryota; Metazoa; Arthropoda; Insecta; Coleoptera; Buprestidae. Bases 82 to 1185 code for a protein of 367 amino acids. Gene Ontology annotation, biological process: lysosomal transport.